UGCAUUUGCUGAUCAGUGUAUUACAAGCUGCACACUGCAACUUCCAACUCCAUUCAUGGCGGGAUGUUUAGCUUUGUGUAAGACUGAGACAAAGGGUGUUUUUGUAUUCCUUAGACCUAUAACAUCAAGUCUGGGCAUUCAGAGACGUGCAGGAGGAAAUUCUUCAGCCUCUGUUCGUUCAGAGAGCAUCAAAACUGAGGCUGACCUCCCUGAGGUUACUCUUCCCACAAUACUGUACAGGCUGAUUAUUCAAGGGUAUUACAAUCGCAUGCAUGAGCUGCAGUUAUAUGAAAAACAGCUUUAUGGCCCCAUGUUCAAAGUAAGAGGUGGCAACAAUCAUCCAAUUGCACUGAAUAGUGUAAAGUUGCUGGAGGAGCUGAUGAGGAAAGAUGAUAAAUUUCCUAGCAGAGGAGACAAGCUCUGGAAUGAAUACAGAGAUAUGCAUGGUUUGGGUUAUGGACCUGUCACUGAGGAAGGAGAGAAAUGGUACAAACUCCGAUCUGUGCUGAACAAGCGUAUGCUGCAUCCAAAAGACUCUGUGAAGUAUGACAAUGUGGUUAAUGAGGUGGUCACAGAUUUUAUCAAACGGAUAUGCCAUCUACGCAAGAUGAGCUCCACUGGAGACCUGGUAUCCAACAUGUCCAAUGAGCUGUACCGUUUCAGUCUAGAAGGAAUUUCCUGCAUAUUGUUUGAGACUCGUAUUGGCUGUCUUGAAAAUGAGAUUCCGGCAGAGACUCAAAACUUCAUCAACUCCAUUGCCCAGAUGUUCACUUAUACUAUGGCUAUAACUCUGUUACCCAAGUGGACUCGCAAUUAUUUGCCAUUCUGGCGCCGUUACACAAGCGGUUGGGACGGAAUCUUCAGAUUUGCCUGCAAGUUAAUUGACAGGAAGAUGGAGGACAUUCAGCAGCGCCUGGAUGCAGAUCAGGAAGUUGCAGGAGAAUAUCUCAGCUACUUGCUUUCUAAUACCAACAUGAGUAAGAAGGAUGUAUACGGCAGCGUUACUGAGCUACUUCUGGGAGGAGUUGACACAACUUCCAACACCAUGAUGUGGGCCUUGUACUUACUGUCACAAGAUCCAAAGGCACAGGAUGCACUGUAUCAGGAAGUUAACAGUGUCAUCAAGGGGGACAAAAUUCCAACAGCUGAGGAUAUAAACAAAAUGCCCUACCUCAAGGCUGUCAUCAAAGAGACUCUAAGAAUGUUCCCAGUUGUUCCUAUUAAUGCUCGCCUUCUAUCAGAAAAUGAUGUGAUUAUUGGAGGACACUAUUUCCCUAAGAAGACCACAUUUUUAAUGCAUCAUUAUGCAAUUGGACAUGAUGAGACGAUAUUUCCUGAACCAAGAGUCUUCAAGCCUGAGCGUUGGUUAAGGGACGGGAGGAAGCGUCCCAGCCCAUUCGGAUCCAUUCCAUUUGGGUUUGGAGUGAGAGGGUGUGUUGGCAAACGUAUCGCUGAACUGGAGAUGCACUUGGCUCUGGCAAGGAUAAUAAAGCUGUUUGAAGUCAAGCUGGAUCCCAGAGUUGGAGAGGUCAAAGCUCUCAGUCGUGUUGUGCUUGUCGCAGACAAACCAGUUGAUUUUCAUUUUCUGGAGCGGAAAGGAGUAACCACUUAAAGCUGCUCUGACCUUUAACAUCCAUCAAUUUAGCUAUUUAAUAAAUUCAUACACCCUGCAUAUAAUUCUUUCUAAAGACCCUGUAUCCAACUAGACACAUGUGCCAUGUUAACACAGUACCAUGUUAUCUCAUUGCAGUACCAUGGUGCUGCUGCCAUAUUCGUAAACUAGGCAGCUGAACAAAAGUUCGCAGAGAUUGUUUCGUCACCAAUAAGAAAAUCAACCACAAUCAUUCUACCAUUAAUUAUGUAAGCUCUGUAAUUUCAUUAUAUGAUAUACAUAUGUACGUAUGUACGUAUGUAUGUAUGUAUGUAUGUAUGUAUGUAUGUAUGUAUGUAUGUAUGUAUGAAUGUAUGUAUGUAUUGAUGCAAAUGAAGAAACACUGCACAAUAAGAGCAUGUAUUUUAGUUCUUUCUAUUAGUAUCUAUGAAUGCCAUUCAAUAGUUAUGAAUUGUUUUUUUCAAUAUUCUUGAAAGAAAUGAAUUACAGCAGCCUUUUCAGUGUGUAUACUGUAUAAAAUCUGAAAUCAAAAGCGUUAAUGUUAGUGUAGAAAAUAUUAAGAAUAUUUAACAAUUUGAAACACAUGCACACACAGGUACAGCGGGGCAAAUAAGUAUUUGAUACUUCCCGAAUUUUUCAGGUUUUCCCACUUACAAAGAAUGGAGAGAUCUGUAAUUUUCAUCGUAGGAACACCUUAACUGUGAGAGACAGAAUCUUAAAAAAAUCCAGAAAAUCACAUUGUAUGAUUUUUUAAUAAUUAAUUUCCAUUUUAUUGCAUGAAAUAAGUAUUUGAUACAAUAAAAAAUAAGCACUACCCAAUAAUUAGGUUUUAAGUUGUGAUUUAAAUGUGGGCACAGAGACGAGGUUACGGAUAUUUUCAAAGUUAUUAAGAUUUAAAAUUGACACAGUGUUUUACAGUAUAGGGAGGACGUGGAAUUAUUGAAGGGAGGGGGUAUUGUGAUUGCAUGCAUGUGAUGCAUGAUGGUUUGAUACAGGCAGCAGAAUUCUGAAUAAGUUGUAGUUUGUGGUAGGCCAGCUAAAAGCGUAUUACAGUAUAUUAGCACCUUUGCCGUAUCUCACCCCAAACCUAUCAGGACAAAUAUUGUUAAGAGUCCAACAUCAUGACUUUCACUAAAGCAGUUUUUGUACUGUGUUUAGUACGGAACCCAGAUUGAAAUCAUUCAAAUAGUUUAUUGUCACUAUUGAGCAUGAACCUGUAUUAUCAUAUUUAUUAUUAUAUCAUAUUAUUAUACUGAUUAUUG
Messenger RNA from Tachysurus vachellii, 2874 nucleotides. Its product is annotated as sterol 26-hydroxylase, mitochondrial-like. The record is from RefSeq and is a predicted model, not a curated record. The transcript is spliced from 9 exons. Gene Ontology annotation, molecular function: heme binding; iron ion binding; oxidoreductase activity, acting on paired donors, with incorporation or reduction of molecular oxygen. Gene Ontology annotation, biological process: glucocorticoid biosynthetic process; cellular response to peptide hormone stimulus; cortisol metabolic process. The coding region runs from base 56 to 1612 and encodes 518 amino acids. Lineage: Eukaryota; Metazoa; Chordata; Actinopteri; Siluriformes; Bagridae. Gene Ontology annotation, cellular component: mitochondrial inner membrane.